AUCUUUCCGGUUUAAAGUUAAACCCGUCAAUUCGCUGUACACCUUAGCAACCACGGACGCUUAAAGUGGCUAUUGUAUUAACUUACGAAAGUUUAUGGAUUUGUGAUUGUUUCAAUUAAGGGACUAAAAAUGACGUCCCUGCAAUUGUUCCCUAAGGUGGAUCAUUCACCCCCAGUGCCUAAAGAAUGGGGGACGGGACGGUAUAAGGAAGAGGUGGACGUAUUCGUUCCUAAAGCACCAACUUGGCAAUACAGUGGGAAACCAACUGACCAGUUUUACAAACUUACCCAGCUGAGAUUGAGCAACGUUAGAAGUAACGAUGAACUGGUACCAGAGCCACACGAGUGUGCAAUGGGACCUGUUAUGGUCAACAAGUCUUUCCCUGCCGAACACCCGUAUGCCUCGCACAUGCCUAGAACAGCGCUGUUUCCAAGAUUUGAUAGCGACAUGGAUCCUAAAAAGGGUGUGGCAGCUCGGUUUGACAGACCAAUCAGUGAUGAGAUGCCAGCGAAUGCAUAUAAUGUAAAGAUAAUACAUAAAACAAAGGGUUUUGGUGACAGACGGGAGAUUCAAGAGCUGCCGAAAAAUUCUGACAAAAGAGCAUUAGAGUGGUUAGGAGAGACAGGAUUUAACCAGCUUGUAAAGACUCACAAUGGCAGACAAGAAUUCUACCCUAUACCACCUAAAGUUGUUGCACCAAACCUCCAGACACGAGCUGGUGACAUGAAAGUAUCACUGCGCACGGCAAACUCUAUGCGCAAUCUAGAAAGAGAUCAAUGGGAGACGACGUACAAUCAGCAUCAUACCGGAUUAGGUCCUGCUAAUCCUAACAAGCUAGAUAAUCUGCAAGAAAAACAAACUUUCUAUAACACUCACGGGAUCCAAGAUGACACUAUUUAUCCACGUUCAAUAAACACAUUUGACCCACCUAGACCAUUUGAAGGCAGGAUAGCCAGAACACUGAUUCCAAAACCCCAACAGUUGAAGACAGCUGCCAAAGCUAAUGCUCCCGAAAACCCCAACUACAUCAGAAUGAUGACACUGUCUGAACGAGAAGAAGACCGUCUUUUACAUGGGAAAGAUUAUGCAAGUUUCCCAGAUGAUAUAAAGGAGAAAGACGCCAUUAGAUGGAGAGAACUAGAGAAAAAUGCUCAUGCUGAUCCUAAUCUAGAGACGCUAGCAGGGGCAAAGACAAUACCUGACAAAGUGCCCUAUGUACCAGCUGGACCUCCAGGCGGGCCAGAAGCAAAAUACUUAGAUUCAACAAAGAGAGACCAAGAUAAAAACUUCCAAGAAAUAGAAGCACAAAACCGCUGGAAAGUAUUAGAGGCUCAUGGACCAGGUCACGACAUAUCUUCACUAAAUUAUAAAAUGGCACGUACAAGUGCCCCGGAAAAACCAACAACAUUUUACGGACACGAAGGAAAAUACAACGAAGAAAGAGCUGGCUUAUAUAAAACAAAUUACAAUCCAGAAAGGCUUGCAUACAACAUGAAUGCCUUAGAAGUCAGUGGACCAGAGAUCAUGAACACCAUGCAUUCACAUAUUGAUGCUCUGAAUCUUCCAACUCGACUCAAUAGUGAUAUGAAAGAUGCGUUCCGAUACAGCCGUACGUUAAGUUCGAGUCAACCGAACCUGGCCGGAGACCGUCGGGAAGGCAGGGAUUUGAUGAGUCAACACAACACGUUGAAACGAAGUCAGACAACCAUACUUCAGCCAACUGUGGAGACAGCUCGAGUAAAAGUACAGGAAGGUAAUACUAUAUUGAAGGAAAGCACCAUGGGGGAUAGUUUCAAUACACAGAAAUUCCUUCAAGAACACGAACUGGGAAAGUUUUCUAGGAACGAACCUUUGACAGUCAUGUCCACAGCAAAUCAGAAUUUGCACAAUGUUAGGAAGGCGAGCUCAACAAGAUCAAAAAAUGUUAAAUUUGCAGACAAUAUAAUGGUAGCACAAAGUCUGGACAGUGGUAUUUUAAGAUUAAGUAGUGCACCAACACGCGGUUCCCCGCGUAUGCUGUUGGAUUCAGACCCGAAACCUGCUACAGAACCUGUGGUAACCACACAAUAUACAAGUACACAGGCCCAAUACAAUCCUCAAUAUGAUCAAGAUGAAAAUGAUAGAGAAGACAAUGCCGAGGCUGAUGAAGACGGACCAGUGACCGUCCCGCGAAUUAAGUUCACAAAUAUAGAGACAAAACUUGAAGAUCGUGACAAGACAGAAAAACCAUUUAUUGCUUAUUCUAGUGUGCUACGUAAGCGACCCGUCACCAGUGACCCUAGCAGCGAAUACAGAAAUGAAUUUAGCAGUAAAGGUACAAACUUUAUACCAUCAAAUUUACAUAAUUCUCUGUCCUAUGAUUCCGCUUACAAAGCGCAAUUUCCGAACCACCAUAUUGGCUACAAACACGACCCAAGAUUCAGCUGGCAGCCAGGACACGGAUUACCUAGACCGCAAACGAGCUUGUUAGAGCAACAAAACAGAUUUGAGAAAUCUUCUGUAAGGAGGAAGUUCCACAAUCAAUUCCCAGAAAGUAAUCCUGAUCUUCGACAAAAUAUAACAAGCGGAAAGAAGCACGACUUCUAUGGAAUAAGCGGACAGCUCCUUCAUGGUUAAGGGAACAAACACAACAAACCGUAUCUAAAUCUAGACACUCUUUAAAUAUGUAAUGAGUGACAGUGAAACCUACCACGGGCAAAAAAAAAGAAGAUGAAGAUGUGCAGAAACUGUUUUCGGGUGGUUACUUAUUGUGGAUGGUUAUUGUUUUAGGAGAGAAACUGCCUUUUACCAGUAUUAUUCUAAUACCUUUAUUGUUAAACCUAUUCAUACAAUUGUUUUAGUUGUUACUAUUUUUAUUGUUGUUAAGACGUUGACAUGCGGCCGUUGUUUGUUGUACAAGAUCUUUGCUUGUCUACGUGUUUGAAUGAAAGUCUGUCAAAUCAUUUGAUUCCAUUACAGAAGCAUCAAGUUUGCAUGCUUUCGUUGUAGCAAUCCAUUCUGUAGUAAUGGUUGAGUCUAACCUACCUUAAAGAUCGUCGAAUUGAUCGGAUUAAAACUAUUAUGAUAAUCUUUAACUCGUAAAAUAUUCGCAUGCAAAAUAACUAUGAUAUUUUAGGACAAGUUCUAUAAUUACCAUAUGUUUAGUUUGGACAUAGCCAUGCGCAUGCGUUGCUUUAACAGAGUAAAAUGCGUUUCUUAUUGAAUAUUUUAAAUUAUGAUUUUGCAAAAAAGUACAGUAUUAUUUUUACGUGUUAUUUAUUGUUUUCUGUAUUAUUUCAAGUCAAAUAAACUAUAAAUACAUUUUUUUAUUUUUAAUAUUAAUAUAUAAUAUGUUUAAAAAGGGUAUAUAUGAUGAGCGUAGUGUUUGUUUUCUAUUCAUUGAUUCAUAAAUGUUUUGGUCAUCAGUCUUUUGUCUCAUUUCUAGUCUUAUUCCUUCUGAUUGAAAGUGAGAAUAUGUUUUUUAUAUCAAAAAUAUAUGUUUACCUUUUGCUUGAUAUAUGUGCUGCUAUAAUUCUAUCCCUUUCAGAUUAUAUGUCUGUUUUGACGUUUAUUAUUCAACUGUACACUGUGUUAUGGAUUUGCUCAAUAAAAUACAAAAAUCAUAAA
Ruditapes philippinarum (Manila clam) is the source of this 3606-nucleotide messenger RNA. RefSeq lists its product as uncharacterized. Lineage: Eukaryota; Metazoa; Mollusca; Bivalvia; Venerida; Veneridae. The record is from RefSeq and is a predicted model, not a curated record. Gene Ontology annotation, cellular component: centrosome. The coding region runs from base 130 to 2616 and encodes 828 amino acids. The transcript is spliced from 9 exons.